This is a messenger RNA of Capra hircus (goat), 6750 nucleotides long. It is a transcript of the gene SLC9A8, whose product is annotated as solute carrier family 9 member A8. Gene Ontology annotation, cellular component: Golgi apparatus; membrane. Gene Ontology annotation, biological process: regulation of pH; sodium ion transport; proton transmembrane transport. Bases 250 to 2028 code for a protein of 592 amino acids. Lineage: Eukaryota; Metazoa; Chordata; Mammalia; Artiodactyla; Bovidae. The transcript is spliced from 16 exons. Gene Ontology annotation, molecular function: sodium:proton antiporter activity. The record is from RefSeq and is a predicted model, not a curated record.
UUCGCAGGGCCAGAGGGGCCAAAAGAAGUGUGGCCACACACCCUGAAAGUUCCCCGGGGUCCUCCCACGCGCAUCCUCCCACCCUCCGGCCAUAGAGACGAAGGGACAGAAAUGCCGGCCUCGUGCAGCCGAGACUCCGCCCCGCUGCCGGUCGGCCCGCCCGCGCCUCCAGCGGAAGCCGGAAGCAAAAGCGGGCCCUGCUAGCCCCGCGCUCGGUGGUCUCGGAGGCUCCGCGGGAUUGGGGAGAAGAUGGCGGAAGAGGAGUUCCCCAACACGACUCAUGAAGGUUUCAAUGUCACCCUGCACACCACCCUGGUGGUCACUACGAAACUGGUGCUCCCGACCCCUGCCAAGCCCAUCCUCCCGGUGCAGACAGGGGAGCAAGCUCAGCAGGAAGAGCAGUCGAGCGGCAUGACCAUUUUCUUCAGCCUCCUCGUCCUAGCUAUCUGCAUCAUAUUGGUGCAUUUACUGAUCCGAUACAGAUUACAUUUCUUGCCAGAGAGUGUUGCUGUGGUCUCAUUAGGUAUUCUCAUGGGAGCAGUUAUAAAAAUUAUAGAGUUUAAAAAACUGGCAAAUUGGAAGGAGGAAGAAAUGUUUCGUCCAAAUAUGUUUUUCCUCCUCUUGCUUCCACCUAUUAUAUUUGAGUCAGGAUAUUCAUUGCACAAGGGUAAUUUCUUUCAAAAUAUUGGCUCCAUCACCCUAUUUGCUGUUUUUGGAACAGCAAUUUCCGCUUUUGUAGUAGGUGGAGGAAUUUACUUUCUGGGUCAGGGGUUUUUUUUUGUGUGUGUCUGUGUGUUUGUGUGUUUUAUUUUACAGGCUGAUGUAAUCUCUAAACUCAACAUGACAGACAGUUUUGCGUUUGGCUCCCUGAUUUCUGCUGUUGACCCAGUGGCCACUAUUGCUAUUUUCAACGCCCUUCAUGUGGACCCAGUGCUCAACAUGCUGGUGUUUGGAGAGAGCAUUCUCAAUGACGCAGUCUCCAUUGUCCUGACCAACACAGCUGAAGGUUUAACAAGAAAAAAUAUGUCAGAUGUCAGUGGGUGGCAGACGUUUUUACAAGCCCUUGGCUACUUCCUCAAAAUGUUCUUUGGCUCCGCGGCACUCGGCACCCUCACUGGCUUAAUAUCUGCAUUGGUGCUGAAGCACGUUGACUUGAGGAAGACGCCUUCCUUGGAGUUCGGCAUGAUGAUCAUCUUUGCCUACCUUCCAUAUGGGCUCGCAGAAGGGACCUCACUGUCGGGCAUCAUGGCCAUCCUCUUCUCCGGCAUCGUGAUGUCUCACUACACGCACCACAACCUGUCCCCGGUCACCCAGAUCCUCAUGCAGCAAACCCUGCGGACCGUGGCCUUCUUGUGCGAAACAUGUGUGUUUGCAUUUCUUGGCCUGUCCAUUUUUAGUUUCCCUCACAAGUUUGAAAUUUCCUUUGUCAUCUGGUGCAUAGUGCUUGUGCUGUUUGGCAGAGCCGUGAACAUUUUCCCCCUCUCCUACCUCCUGAAUUUCUUCCGUGAUCAUAAAAUCACCCCGAAGAUGAUGUUCAUCAUGUGGUUCAGUGGCCUGCGGGGCGCCAUCCCCUACGCCCUGAGCCUCCACCUGGACCUGGAGCCCAUGGAGAAGCGGCAGCUCAUCGGCACCACCACCAUUGUCAUCGUGCUCUUCACCAUCCUGCUGCUGGGCGGCAGCACCAUGCCGCUCAUCCGCCUCGUGGACAUCGAGGGUGCCAAGGCGCGCCGCAGGGGCCGCAAGGACGUCAACCUCAGCAAGACCGAGAAGAUGGGCAACACCGUUGAGUCGGAGCACUUGUCGGAGCUCACGGAGGAGGAGUACGAGGCCCACUACAUCAGACGGCAGGACCUCAAAGGUUUCCUGUGGCUGGACGCCAAGUACCUGAACCCUUUCUUCACGCGGCGGCUGACCCAGGAGGACCUCCACCACGGGCGCAUCCAGAUGAAAACGCUGACGAACAAGUGGUAUGAAGAGGUGCGCCAGGGCCCCUCGGGCUCGGAGGACGACGAGCAGGAGCUACUGUGACCGAGCGAUGCCCGGGACGGACCCCCGCAAGGCGCGCGCACGGGCAGCUCUCCGCUCUUCAGGGCGGACAGAAGGAGGGUGACACCCGGGCCAGGGUCGUCCCAGCCCAGGACUCCGCAGACCCUGGGGGCCGGCCGGCUGCCCUGCAGUGCCCCCUCCCCGCUCCUUACUGGGCCUGACCGCAGACCGGAGGGCCCGCGUGCAGGUAGAUCUUUGCUGCUGCUUCCGGAGCCAGGGAGCAGCCAUCUGUCCGGUGAGGUGCCCGAGAGCGCGGUGCGCAGUCGCCGCCGUCCCUGGCCGCUGCUUUCAUCACGGAGCCCUUCCCUGGCGGGUGGGCGUCAGGACCCACGGGGCCGCAAGCUGGCCGCCACUUGCCUGCUCCUCAUCACGGUGCCGCUGGCUUCCUCAGCAGCAGUUCUCAUCCAAGCGGCAGGCUCAGAACCCUCGGACCCUCGCCCACCCCUUCGUGAUAUUGCUUGAGCUCCGUGAGAAGGAGAAACCAAGAGGCCUUUUUUGUUUUACCUCCGACUGGCACCUCACAGGCUGUCUCCCCGGGCGGCAGGCGGCUCCCGCCUUCUCUGGGAAUGCUGUGAAUGUUUACACGGGAACCGGGCGGGCUCAGCCCCUGGAACCCUGUUGGAAGCUGCGGCCCUGGUUUUGGGGGUGAGUGAGCCUCUCUGCGGGGUCAGAGCGCCCUCUGGAGGGGAAACCUGGAGGCGCGGGAUUUAUGCGGGCCAGCAAGCAGCUGCUGUCUGAAUUCAGUUUAAAUUCAUGCUCUUUGACGGAGCAGUGAGAGCCUAGCAGUACCUCCCUGACCUGAUUCCUCAUUCAGUGGUCCUUGUUUGCCCAGGCCCCUUUCCCUGGGCUCCGCCCGCAGUUCACCCGCUGCGCCGUCAGCUCAUCAGCAUCUCUUCUUUCCUGCUCCCUGUUCUCUGCCGUCUUGGGUCCUCCCUGCAGCCCCUCCCGGGACUCCCGUAGCCGGGAGCCGGGUACAUCCGCUCCUCACCUGGACUUACUCGGCCCUUCCACGUGCUCGCUCGCUCGCUCUCACACACACACAACCGUGGUCCAGCUCCUGGGCCAUCUCAAGGGGUGAGCUGCCCAUCAUGACCAGAUGACUGGACUUACUGACUUGCCCGCGUCCACUCGCCUCACCGGCCCUUGAACAUUUCUCUCUACCUGCUUGCUCUGUGCAUCCCCAGGCCAACGGCAAUUUCUGUAUGUGGCUCAGGGUCCCAGCUGGAGCCUCGGAACUCGGCACCCCCUGGGGUGGUGUAAUUCAUCACGAGCCCAUCCCUGGCUCUGCUGGGCACCCGGUUGGCCGGCGUGAAUCUUGGGCUGGCAGCAGAGCUGUCUCCAUCUUUUCCGCCCCAGGCAGGGUGGCUCAGGGUGUGAGAAGGGACGGACCUCAGGGCCUUUAAGGACUCACGUGCCCUGCGUGCAAGGCCGGACCCCUGCCUUCACCCCUUCCCUUUCCCCAAAGUAUAGGUGUGAAGCCAGGCAGGCAGCCCGUGGCUUCCUUUUUGUGCAUGAAAAGUAAAUCUGUACUUGAUUGCUAAAAGGUGAUCACUUCCUUUUGUCACGUCCAACGUUAACCUCAUAAUUUGAGCCAAAUAGGAUUAUUUGACUUCACCUAAUCUCCCCACUGGGAGAUUAAUGCCAGGCUUGAUUCCGGUCUCCAUCAUUUCCGGUUUCUUUUUAGUGGAAAACUAAAAGAUCAAGCGGAGGAGACCUUUGUCCAUUCGUAGGGUUGGGGGAGGGCAGCAGGGCUCAGAGACCGGAUUGUCCUCUCAUUCUUCAGUUCAUCAGUAACUUGCUCCCCCCACCCGCCUUGAAAUUCAGUCAGAUCUUAAGGUGUAAGUUACAUUGUAAAUUCAGUAGCCUGCCAGAAAAUAUUUUUUGGCUGUGAGUUCAUAGAUGAUGGAAACAGGUUCUUCUCAGUUCAUUGUGCCCUUGUCACCAGGUCUCACCUGGCCUCCCAGUUUUAGCUGAGACCUGAGGAGGACACUAAGUAGAGAAGCACGGGAGGGGCUUGGUGGAAGGUGCCGGGUUUGGCUAUGUGGAGGUGCUUGCCGAGGAACCUUUCCUGGUCUGGACGGCACCAGCCUGGGCCUUCCGUGAGCCUCUGCUGCCCUCUGCUGGCCGAGUCGAGGUUUUGCAGUGUGGGAGAGCAGCCCGCCAGGAUGCAGGGAACCCGUGUUCCUCAGCUGCUGCCCGUUCACCUUUGCAUAGGCCAGAGCCGGUGGAGAGGUUUUUCUGGCGGACUUCUUUCAGCUGUCAUUGCCUGAGAAUCAAAAACUGCUGUCUACCUUUACUGUUCCUGGGGCUUCCCUGGUGGCUCAGCUGGUAACGAAUCCACCUGCAAUGGGGGGGACCUGGGUUCGAUCCCUGGGUUGGGAAGAUCCGUUGGAGAAAGGAACAGGCCACCCACUCCAGUAUUCUGGCCUGGAGAAUUCCAUGGACUGUAUGUAUAGUAUAGUCCAUGGGGUCGCAAAGAGUCAGACACAACUGAGCGACUUUGACUUUGUCUUUCCCAUUCCUAAUAGUUCUGUUUGGGGCAGUAAAUGCCUAGAAGAUUUUUUAAAGCCCAGCAUAACUAUAACUUCCUACCUACUUCCUUUCAGGUCCAGGCCAUGGGACAGGAGAUCUGUAGGACACAGAGAAGGUAAUGACUUUAGAGAGAGGUGAAGGCUGCAGUGCGUGAGUGCCUCUGGGGAAGGUAGUCCGCCAGUGAGCUCUGAGGACAGGCUGUCUUGGGGAGUCCUGCAGCAGUAAGCCCACACCCGAAGGCCCCUUGAGCAGCCCUGUGGUUGUAGGACCCCUGGGAACAACCGUACUUGGAGAUUUGGGGCGUGAGGCCUUCCAGGGGAAGAAGCUGGCUUUUCCUGAGCCCCCAGAGGUCAAGUUUGGGCUGGGCUGGCGCAAGGCCAGGCGGAAGGUGGCUCAGUCCCGUCAUCUAGGGCUCAGACCCUCGGCCCAGGGACCGGCCAAAGGGCCCCCCACCCCCAGGCAAGCCACCUCUUCAGACUAGGGUGCUGGCAGGGCCCUGGCAGCCCCUGCCCACCCCCCGCCCCCCGUCAGGUCGGCCUCAUUUGCCUGCAGACUCCUUGUGUGCAGUGGCAAGUGGAAAAAUCGCUGAGUGGGGCGCCUUUUCCUUGCAGCCUGCGUCAGAGGUGGCCUCGUGGGGUCUCAGGUCCACACACCCCCAGGGGCCCACACAUUUGGCAGAGCCCGAAGCGGGUAGGCCACAGUCAGGAUCGUUCUGCUUUAUUGAGAAGAGCCAGGGUGGGGUGGGCUGGGGGCGGUGCAAGGCACAGGCCUGGCUGAGGGUAGGUCUGGCCUUGGAGCUGGUCCCCAAGUCUGGCGUGAGGAGGACUCUCAGCAGUGACUGGCCGUCAGUUAGACUUUAAAUGCCAAAAAGAGCACCUUCUCGGCUUCCCUGUUCACUGGCUCCGGGACGCAGACGUGUGUGUCUCCUGCUGGGUGGUGGGUAGGAAACCAAAUCUGAAAGGUUCCCGAUGGAGCAGCCAGCAUCAUUAAGCAGCUGUUGUACCGGGAGCCCGGUCUCCAAAGCCCCAGACAAUAUGUGUCAAAUGGAAACACCGCAGUCAGAGUGAAGGCUGAGGAGGAACAGGCAGCUCCCUGCCGCUCAGGCUCCCGCCGUCUCUCUCACAAGUGGAGCCGGACCUGCAGGGACUUCCACCGUCUUGCCCUGUGCGACAGGCGAAGGCAGACUUUCUAAUGGCCCCGGCCCACCCCACGUCACCGAUGCUCACCCCAGAUGACAUGGUCCCUAAUCCCGGCGGGAAACAGAACGCGUGGUGCUUCCUACCCAGAAGCAGGACUUCUCCCAGCUGCUCUGCGGGAGCGUCCUGGCUUCUGGGGGAGAAAGCUGAGUGGUUGGAAAACAGCCACGGGCCCCUGAGUCCUCGGGGCUGACGGGGAGCGUGCCGCUUGGUGGUUGAAAGGGAAAGGCUGCCUGCCGGCGCUGCGGGCCCAUCCAAGGAGCUGGCCAGCCACACGUGAGAGCUGCUUCUCCGGGCCCAGCCCUGCUCUGUGGAGCUGAGAAGGCGCCUUACUCGCUGGGCCUCCUCGAGGUGUGUGGCUGUGUGUGUGAACGUGUGUGUUAACGUGUGUGUGCUCAACCAUGUCUGAUUCUUUGCCACCCCAUGACUGUAGCUUCCAGGGUUCCUCUGUCCGUGGAAUUUCCCACUCAAGAAUACUGGAGUGGGGUGCCAUUUCCUCCUCCAGGGGAUCUUCCCACCCAUGGAUCAAACCUGCGUCUCAUGAGUCUCCUACAUUUGCCAGGCGGAUUCUUUGCCACUGCGCCACCUGGGAAUGUAGAAAGUUUUCUCCAGUACAGCUCCUGCAAAACUUGGUGUGUUCAAGGUUAAUCAGAAUUUUGUAUUUUUUUGAGUGGUUUUCUUUGUAAAAAUGAAGGAUUUUCAAAGCACUCUGUUUUGCUAGGACCGUGGGGAGGCCAGCCUUGUUCCUCUGUCCUCCCCCAGGCACUCCCUGUCCUGGUCUCUGAGGAAUGAUUUGCUGCUCUUGGUGGGGCUGCGGGUUGGGGAGGGGGGAGUCAGAGGUGGAGGGGCCUGUGGCUGCUGCGCUGGAGCCACUGCCUCAUCUCAUUGGGCCCUUUAAGAGUUCAGAAGUGGAUGGAAAACAGUAAUGUCACUGGAUGCUUCUUUAGAAAUAAAGACAAAAGCUGCUGAACCUGAA